UCGUUUAGUCGUUUCUCCGUAAUUGAGAUUCUUUUUUUUCUUCUUCCAUUUGAAAAUUCUGCGAGAAGAAAGAAAGAAAGAAAGAAAUGCAUUGACCUUCGAGCUCUACCUGAAAUCCAUAACUCUUUUAUUAUCAAUCCUUUAACCAAAUCGAAAUAUAAAUGUUAUUGUUAAACAGAAUGAACAGGUCUCGAUUGGAUGCAAUCCUCUCCACAUUCGUCUCUGUGCAUCCUCACGAAGUCUCGUCUCUGCUCCACUCUUCCUCCUGUUUCUUCUUCAUUUUAAGCGCGUAUUUUGUAGUGUUACCAUUGAGGGACGACGGGGCGAUCUCUCUAGGGUUAUCGAAUUUACCUGGUUUAUUUGUUGGAUCCUUAGCUCUCACAUUGAUCGCUGCCCCUUUGUCUACUCUCAUUUUCUCUUUGCCUAAUUUCUCCAAAGCUAAGGUGCUUCUUGAAAUUCCAGGCUUUACUUUUGAUACACAGGUUUUUUAGCGUAUCACUUGUCGUGUUCUUCAUUCUAUGGCAUUUUUCAUCAGGUGGAACUUUGCUAUUCAAAACAAAGUUUCCAUAUCUGCAGAAUUAAAGGAAGAUAUAAAGGUAGAUGACAAUCAAACUGAUUCUCCUCAAUAUUCUGGCAGUUGGGCGGAACACAGAUGGUUUUACAUUUCUGUGAGAAUUGGAUUAUUUCUCUGGGUUGCUCUGCUUAAUCUUAUUACAAUAUCUUCAACUUGGGCUAGAAUAAUCGAUGUGAUGGACAGCGAGUCAGGUUCAAGAUUGUUUGGGUUCAUUGGGGCUGGUGCUACACUUGGGCAGCUUUUUGGCUCAUUAUUUGCAACAGGAAUGGCUUGGUUGGGGCCAUUUCUACUUUUAUUUGCAGCUUUGUUAAUGGAACUUGCUGCGCAGUCAUCAAAAGGGAUCAAGAGAGAUACAUCCCAAAUUCCUGAAGAAUUAUCUCCCAUAAGAAAGGUUGAUCCUGAUCUACAAAGCAAGGUCUGUGGUGAGGCUGAUGAACAGACAGCAGCAACUUCCAAAGUGCUUUCUCCAAAGUCACCUACAUCCAAAGUGAAGACUCAGCUUUUGGCUACCUUAGAUGGAUUCCGGCUUAUAUUAUCUUCAACUUAUUUGUUGUAUGUGUCCCUAUUCCUGUGGCUGAGUUCAGUUAUAUCCUCAUUCUUCUAUUUUCAGAAAGUGACUGUAAUUGCCAUGACCGUUACAAGUUCUCUUGGCAGAAGAAGAUUGUUUGCCCAGAUAAAUAGCUUUAUUGCUGUUUUUAUCCUUGCUGGACAACUUACAUUAACGGGGCGUAUCCUUACUAUUGCUGGAGUGACUACUGCUAUAUGCUCUGCACCAGUUGUUGCAUUUCUAAAUUUGGUUGCAGUUUCCGUUUGGCCGACUUGGAUAGCAGUUGCCAUUUGUGAGACUCUAAGGAAGGUGGUCACUUACGUGGUGACCAGGCCAGGAAGAGAACUUCUAUUUACUGUUGUUUCACAGGAAGAAAAAUACAAAGCAAAGGUGUGUAUAGAUGUAGUCGUUCAACGGCUUGGAGAUGCUACAGCAGCAGGAAUGUACAAGCUACUAUUCAGCACUCUUCAUGGGAAGACCUCAACUGUGUCGCUCUAUGCAUUGCCUGUUUGUCUGAUUUGGAUAAUUACAGCAUUCCAUCUAGGACGGCGUCAAGAACAACUUGCCAAGAUCCAGAAUGUCUGAACUUCGAAGAACUCUUUUUUCUUUUUUUUUUUUAUUGGAAAAUUAUAUGCACUGUAGUUUUUGUUUAACAGUUACAAAAUCAAUCAAUUUUAAUUUCCUUUUCAAGUAGAGUCAUGAUUAAUUUGAUUCUUAAUUUUUUUUUUCAAA
Messenger RNA from Jatropha curcas, 1853 nucleotides. NCBI's taxonomy places the organism in Eukaryota, Viridiplantae, Streptophyta, Magnoliopsida, Malpighiales, Euphorbiaceae. The record is from RefSeq and is a predicted model, not a curated record.